This is a messenger RNA of Prinia subflava (tawny-flanked prinia), 2623 nucleotides long. It is a transcript of the gene SLC35E4, whose product is annotated as solute carrier family 35 member E4. The record is from RefSeq and is a predicted model, not a curated record. Gene Ontology annotation, molecular function: antiporter activity. Gene Ontology annotation, cellular component: Golgi apparatus. The coding region runs from base 260 to 1288 and encodes 342 amino acids. The transcript has 2 exons. NCBI's taxonomy places the organism in Eukaryota, Metazoa, Chordata, Aves, Passeriformes, Cisticolidae.
UCACCAAACUUUCCGCCGCCCCGGCCAUCGCCGCCGCCGCCCCCGGCACAUGGCACCGCCAGCCCGGCGCUGAGCCCCGCCAGCACCCCCGGCCGGGGCACGCCGCCGCAGGGAGCGGGGACAGCGCGGCCACCGCAGGGAGCGGGAACAGCGCGGCCGCCACCGCGCCAGCGCCGCUGUCACCGCCACCCAUCGCGGGGCUCUCGGGAGGACGGGGCAGAGCGGCGAGGGGCGGCCGGAGGCGGCGGAGCCGGUGCCCAUGUGCCCGCCGUCGCGGCGGGGCGAUGAAGCCGCGAUGGGCGCGGCGGGCGGGGGCGCCCUGCGGCCCUGGAAGCCCGACCCGGGGCAGGCGGACGGGGGGCGGCCGCCGGGGCCGGCGCUGCCGCUGACCCUCAGCGUGCUGGCCUGGCUGGGCACCGGCACCACCAUGGCCGGCCUCAACAAGUGGAUCUUCGCGGCGCACGGGUUCCGCUACCCGCUGCUGCUCUCGGCGCUGCACAUGCUGUCCGGCGCCGCCGUGGGCUACCCGCUGGGCUGGGCGCGGGCACCGGGCCCCCGGCCCCGCGCCAGGAUCUACCUGCUCAGCCUCACCUUCUGCACCAGCGUGGCCCUGGGCAACCUGGGCCUGAACUACGUGCAGCUCGACGUGGCCCAGGCCGUGGCCACCACCACGCCGCUGGUGACGCUGGUGCUGGGGGUGCUGGGGGGCCGGCGGCCGCACCCGCUGCAGUUCUGGGCCAUGGGGCCGGUGUGCGCCGGGGCCGCCUGCAGCAUCGCCGGCGGCCUCUGCUUCUCCCAGCCCGGCUGCGGCUUCCUCCUGGCCGCCACCGUGCUCCGUGCCCUCAAGUCCAUCCAGCAGAGUGUGCUGCUGCAGGAGGACCGUCUGGAUGCGCUGUCCCUGCUCGGCCUGACGUCGCUGCCCAGCUUCGUGCUGCUGUUUGCGGCGGCCGUGGCGCUGGAGCUGGGCCCCUCGUGGCAGGGCGUCCUUCGCCCCGACGCCACGCUCUGGGGCUGCGUCCUGCUCAGCUGCCUGGGCUCCGUCCUCUACAACCUGGCGACCUCCUGCCUCCUGUCCCUCACCUCGGCCCUCACGCUGCACCUCCUGGGCAGCCUCACCGUGGUGGGCAACCUGCUGCUGUCGCGGCUGCUGUUCGGCACGCGGCUGGGCGCACUGGGCUACGCCGGCGUGGCGCUGACGCUGGCAGGGAUGGUGCUGUACCACCAGCCCCGGCUCCUGGCCGCCUGCUGGGGCCUGCGAGGGCUGCGGCGGCACCCGCGCCACGAAUAGGGACCCCCGGGGGAGCGGGGCCAGGAGGGCUCUGGGGGAGGGCUGUGCACGGGUGUGCCAGUGUGUGUGACUGACUGCAUGGCUGUGCCAGUGUGUGUGAGUCCACACAUGCUGUGCCAGUGUCUAUGACUGCACACGUGUGUCAGUGUGCAUGGCUGUGUGUGCACACAGAUGCUGAGGCACACACGUGUCAGUGUGCAUGGCUGUGUGCACGUGUGUUUUCUGGUGUUCCCAGACGUGAGUGUACACGUCCUGCUUAGCGCAGUGUGCACAUGGAUGUGCUGAUGUGUGCACAGCUGUGAGCACGUGUGUUGAAUUACACACUGAGGUGAGUGGGUCUGUGCACAGCUCUGUAUGCAUGUGUUGGUGUGCACAGGCUCUGCAGGUGUGAGCGUGGCUCUGUGUGGGACAGGUGUGUGUUGAUGACCCUGCACACAUUGGUGUGCACAGCUCUGUAUGCACGUGUUGGUGUGCACAGGCUCUAUGUGCAAGCAGGUCUCGUGCUUGUGGGCACGUAUGCAUUGGUAGAGACUGUACAUAGGUGAGUGUCUGUGUGGCACACGUGUGCUGGUGUGUGCAGGCUGGGCGUGCACAGCUCUGUGUGAGUGUGCAGGUGUGUGCUGCUGGCAGGUACCGCAGUGCACAGGGGCUCUGUGCAGAUGAGCAGGUACCUGUGUGUGUGCACUGGCUCUGCACUGUCCCUGUGCUCACACUGGCUGGGCACGCCCAGGGACGUGGCUGUGGAUACACGGCUCUAGAUAUACAGCUCUGCAUCCAGCUGCUGUGUCACUGGGAAAACAGACAUGUGUGUUUGUGUGUGUGUCUGUGUGUGUGUAUCACUACUGAGCUCUGCUGGCUGGAGUGGCCCCUGGUUCUCAUGGCCAAACUGAAUGCCCAGGACAAGGGUGGGUGUGUGUCCCGUCUCCUGUCCCCAUCCCCACCGUGUCGUGACAAUCCCACAGGGUUGCCGGUGGUGCUGCCAGUGUCGUCUUUGUCCCCACCACGCCCCUCAGCCCCCACAGCUGUCCCCACCCCUCCCAGCUCGCUGCAGACUGGCAUCCGUGGCAGAGAUGGUGAGAGCCCAGCCGAGGGGACGGGAGCAGCCUGGACCAGCUGCCGUUGCUCCAGGACAGUGGUGGGCUGUGAACAGGACAGUGCUGGGCUGUGACACAGCACAUGCUCACCAUGGCAAAGGGACAACCCCGUGUGUGUGCCUGGCACCGCUGCUGGGGUCCGUGGUGGCCGUUGCCACACUUGUAUCUCCACGCUGGGGCCAAAGGACCCAGCUCCAAUUGCACUUGUCCCGAAAUAAAGCUCUAUUUUUGUUGUACUCCA